This is a messenger RNA of Carassius auratus (goldfish), 476 nucleotides long. RefSeq names its product teneurin-2-like. The transcript is spliced from 2 exons. The record is from RefSeq and is a predicted model, not a curated record. Lineage: Eukaryota; Metazoa; Chordata; Actinopteri; Cypriniformes; Cyprinidae. Gene Ontology annotation, biological process: signal transduction. The annotation marks the transcript as partial. Gene Ontology annotation, cellular component: membrane.
UAUAUUGUAUUGUGUUUUCUAUUGAUUUUUGUUGUCUUCUAUUACCAGGUGAAGGACUGUACAGCUGUUGAGACCUCCACCUUGCGGACUGAUCUGAUCAUCAGGCUGCAGCAGCUGUCAUGGAUCUGAAGGAGCGCAGGCACCGUACACUGACCCACGGCCGCUGUGGGACAGAUUUCCAGUUCACCACCUCCUCCUUGGACAACGAUGAAUGUCGCGUACCCACCCAGAAAUCCUACAGCUCCAGCGAGACCCUGAAGGCUUUCGAUCACGAGUCACGUCUGCAUUAUGGGGGAUGUGUGGCUGACCUGGUGCAUCAUGAAGCAGAUGAGUUCACCAGACAAGGAGGGAACUUUACUUUAGCUGAGCUGGGCAUUUGUGAACCAGCACCGCAUCAGAACGCAUACUGCCCGGACAUCGGCCUCUUACAGCGCGGCUACUCUCUGAGCGCCGGCUCAGAUGCAGACUCCGACCCA